AAAAAGGGUAAAUAUAGAUAUAGAUAUAGAUAUAAAAAUAAAAGAAUGGCAAACAUUCGUAUAAAAGAUCCACAGAAAGGGUCGCCAAAGGCGGAGGUCGGAGAGAUAGACACAAGAGCACCAUUUCAAUCUGUGAAAGCUGCUGUUAGUUUGUUUGGAGAAGUUGCUGUCUCUUCCAAGGACAAACGCACCAUUAAAAGAACCAAACAACUUUCUUCUGAGAAUGUAUUGGAAAAGGAAACACAGCUUUUGUUGGCUCAGAAAGAGCUCAGCAAGAUCAAGCAACAGCUCCAGAGUUCUGAAUCCACGAAAUCCAGAGCACUUUCUGAGCUCGAGAAGGCCAAACAGACGCAGGAAGAUCUCACAGCCAAGCUCUGCUCUGUCAAUCAGUCCAUGAAAUCUGCUAUGGAUGCUGCUGAGGUUGUCAAGGUCCAAGCCAAGAAGCUUGAGGUUGCCAAAUCAGAGGAGAUCAGUGGAGGUGGUGGUUGCGCUUGGAAACAGGAGCUUGACUACGCAAGAAAUGAGUACACGAUCACUGUCGCCGAACUUGAUGCUUCCAAGCAGGAGUUAACGAAGAUCCGACAAGAUUUCGAUGCAGCAUUGGAGGCAAAAUUGGCUGCAUUCCAGCUUGCUGCCGAGGCGCAACGAUCAGCGAAUCUCAACGGCGACCGGUUGGUUGAACUAUCGAAGCAAAUUGCUGCAAUGCAUCAGUCGAUUGAACAACUUAAGCAUGUUUCCAUGGAGGCACAACAGGAGCAGGUUAAGAUUCUGGCAGAGAAAGAAGCACGUUUCAAUGAGUACAAGACUGCCAAGGAAGAGGCAGAGAGGAAUUUGGCGAUUCUUCAGAAAGAAAUCGAUCCCGAGCUGACCAUUUCUCUUGAGGAAAAGCUUAAAGAAACGACUGCAGAGAUCGAGGUUUUGCAAGAAAAGAUGAAGGAGGUUCAUGCUUCUGAAAUGGAUACUGUGAGAGCUCUUACUGUUGAGCUCAACGAAGCUACAAGGACUUUGCAGAAAAUUUCUGAAGAAGAAAGCUCCCUAAGGAUCUUAGUUAGUUCAUUGAGACUGGAAGUGGAGAAUGUGAAGAGGGAGAGAGAGGAACUGAAUAUAAAACUUGAUGAAGAAGAGAAGUUGUUAGAUGCCAAAAGAGAGCAGAUUUUGAAGCUCCAACAACUUCAAGCUGAAGCUGAAGCUUCAAGGCAAGAAGCUGAACAGAUGAAGGGAGAAGCCGCCAAGCUUAAGCGAGAUGCUGAAGCUAGCAGAAGCUUCAUAGAGGAAGCAGAGAUCAAACUGCAGAUUGUACAGAAAGAGGCUGAAGAAGCAAAAGAAGCAGAGAAGAAAGCCCUUGAGGAAAUGAAGAGUAUGUCUGGAAAACAUAAAGAUGAUUCUGGUGAAGGUUCAGAGCCUACUUCGCAAAUCAAACUGACAGUAGACGAGUUCGAAUCAUUGAGUAGAAAGGUCAGAGAAUCCAAAAUGCUAGCAGAAAAGGAGGAGGCAAACAGCAUUGCCGAGGUGGAGGUAAUCAAUGCUAGGCAAAGUGAAGUAACGAAGAAGCUAGAGGCCAACUUAAAAGCAAUUGAGGAGAUCAAGAUAGCAACAGAAAUGGCAUUAAAGGGUGCAGAGAUGGCAGAGACAGCAAAAAUUGUGGUCGAAGGUGAACUCCGGCGAUGGCGUCAGGAGGAAGAGAAGGUGGCACCUCAAGUUACUUCUGGACAUAUUUACUUUUAGAUUUCGAAACCAAAAGUACUACAGAAGUAGGAUUAGAACUCUAAAAGGGGUCAAAGUUGCUUCAGAAUCUAAAGCUAAACCAGAUAAUCAGAGCAUCUUGUUGGAUGAUCUAAAACGUUGGGUUCUUCUUGGAAUGGAAGCCAGUCACAUUUUGCCAUCAUUAAAAUGGGUGGCAUAGAUUUAAGCAUUAAACCUCAACUUUUAUCUCUCGAUAAGCUUGAGCAACUAUGUACAUUCAGACAUCAAUCAAUGGCUGUAAAACGAAAGAACAUUGCAGGUGCAAAUUUAAGCAAAUUAUAUUCUCGAUUCUAAAGGGGUGGGGAGAAAGAAAGAGAACCCA
This is a messenger RNA of Benincasa hispida (wax gourd), 2065 nucleotides long. RefSeq names its product WEB family protein At1g12150-like. Gene Ontology annotation, cellular component: cytosol. The record is from RefSeq and is a predicted model, not a curated record. NCBI's taxonomy places the organism in Eukaryota, Viridiplantae, Streptophyta, Magnoliopsida, Cucurbitales, Cucurbitaceae. Gene Ontology annotation, biological process: chloroplast accumulation movement; chloroplast avoidance movement.